Pelobates fuscus (common spadefoot toad) is the source of this 1860-nucleotide messenger RNA. It is a transcript of the gene LPCAT2, whose product is annotated as lysophosphatidylcholine acyltransferase 2. Lineage: Eukaryota; Metazoa; Chordata; Amphibia; Anura; Pelobatidae. The transcript is spliced from 15 exons. Gene Ontology annotation, molecular function: calcium ion binding; lysophosphatidic acid acyltransferase activity; 1-acylglycerophosphocholine O-acyltransferase activity. The record is from RefSeq and is a predicted model, not a curated record. Bases 92 to 1693 code for a protein of 533 amino acids. Gene Ontology annotation, cellular component: endoplasmic reticulum.
AUUGCUGAAUGUGACAGGGAAGUUGAGAAGACUGCUGCUGUGACAGACAGAAAGAGGACACAAGACCUAAAAGAAUCCCAUAAAGGUUAACAUGGUGCUGCAUCAACGAAUUCCUCUUUUACCACGGCAAAAGUCUUUUAUUCCUCCACAAAUUCCAAAUCCAUUUGUGCAUGAGCUAUGCCUGACCCAUAUCAACAGAGUAAAUAUGGUGUUUUGUGGUUUACUGCUUCUUCCAGUUCGAAUCAUAUUCUUCAUUGUUGUUCUAAUACUGGCAUGGCUGGUUGCAUUAUUCACUACUUGCUGUUCUGAAGAGAAAAUUGAACAGCCAUUCACAGGAUGGAGAAGGAAUGUUUCCAAGUGUCUUAUUGGCUUCUUUGGUCGCCUUCUAUAUUUCUGUAUGGGAUUCCAUGUUCGCAUUCAAGGCAAUCCUGCAAGGGCAAUGCAAGCUCCCAUUCUUGUAGUUGCUCCGCACUCCUCCUUCUUUGAUGGAGUUGCUGUGAUUGCAUCUAGGAUGCCCUCUACCGUGUCUAGGGAAGAGAAUGUUACAGUGCCUAUAUUUGGUCGAAUACUUCGGGCUCUUCAACCUGUGUUAGUAUCACGAGUGGACCCAAAUUCUCGAAAGAAUACUAUCAAUGAAAUAAAAAAACGUGCAAUGUCCGGAGGAGAAUGGCCACAGGUAUUGAUGUUUCCUGAGGGGACUUGCACAAACCGUUCCUGUCUUAUUUCCUUUAAACCAGGUGCAUUUCUUCCUGGAGUUCCUGUUCAACCUGUUAUCCUGAGAUAUCCCAAUACAUUGGAUACUGUAACUUGGACAUGGCAAGGAUACUCAGCCACCAAACUUCUGCUCAUGACAUUUUGUCAAAUCUACACCAUUGUUGAAGUGGAGUUUCUUCCAGUAUAUGUGCCUUGUAAUGAAGAAAAGAACGAUCCAUUUCUUUUUGCAAACAAUGUUCGACAUAAUAUGGCCCAGGCUCUGGGGCUACCUGUCACAGAACAUACAUUUGAAGACUGCAGGCUCAUGUUAACAGCCAGAGAGCUGACUUUACCAAUGGAAGCUGGGCUUGUGGAGUUUACUAAAGUCAGCAGAAAGUUGCACCUAAAAUGGGAUAAUGUCAUGAAGCAGAUGGAGGUUUUUGCCACAAUUGCAGCAUCAUCCAAGGGAGGAAGAAUUGGGAUUGAAGAGUUUGCCUCACACCUCAAACUGCCAGAAUCAGAUAUUCUUAGAGAGCUGUUCACAUUAUUUGACAGGAACAAAGAUGGUACCAUAGAUUUCAGAGAGUAUGUAAUUGGCAUAGCAAUUCUUUGCAAUCCUGCUAAUACAGAAGACACCAUUAAAAUGGCCUUCAAGCUAUUUGAUGUUGAUGAAGAUGGCAGUAUUACUGAGGAUGAAUUUUCAUCUUUGCUGCAGUCUUCAUUGGGAAUUCCAGAUCUUGAUGUCUCCAAACUAUUUAAAGAUAUUGAUAUCGAUAAAUCAGGAAAAAUCUCCUAUGAUGAGUUUAAGAUAUUUUCACUGAAGAAUCCAGAAUAUGCGAAGUUGUUCACAACUUACCUGGAACACCAGAGAUACUACUACAUGCUGCAAGAAGACCAGGAUCAGGAUAGGCAUUUAAAGAUCUGUGCAGAAAGAGACGUUGUCCAUUCUGCAACAACACUGAAUCUACAUCAUAGUACUUCAGAAAAAAAGGAAGACUGAGAAUAAUCAAAUUGACACCAGAGUCAUUAAACAAUUAUUAUCAAUGUUGCAUUUAAAACUUUCAGUACAUUAAAAGAAUUCAGUUAAAAUAAUGUUACUGCAACUUUGUGUUACUUUAUGAAUUUACUGGCAAGAUCUAUCUACACAUAGAUAAUCAAAGAGAAUAA